Messenger RNA from Amoebophrya sp. A120, 5709 nucleotides. Lineage: Eukaryota; Dinophyceae; Syndiniales; Amoebophryaceae. The record is from the annotation of a GenBank genome assembly.
AUGGUAGCACGAGCAAUUCCAAUUCCUUCGACUACCACUUUUUUGAAAUAAACAAUGCGACUUUAUUACUAACAUGGAUCAUUAUUUGAUGGUGGUGGAGCAGUUGUUCACCUUAUUUUGCGCCGCGCAAGAGCCUUGUUUGCAGAGGCCGCAGCUGCCAAGAUGACGCAUUUUCAAGCGUGUGACCGACAUAUAGUGGUUUUUAUUUAUUUCGAGGAGGGGAGUUAGCAUGUGUGUCAGUGAGUCUUGCUCACGCACCAGUGUGUAUUUUUACCAGGGCGUCAGACCUCGCAACGGAGAAUUCUAGUUUUACUAACGUCAACCUUUGGUAGUAUUUUUGCCACCGAAGAAUCCAAGACCAAGUAGAGCUGCUCCUGCUGGCAUGACGAACAAGAUCGGCGAAUUUCAAUGCCGCUGCCUGAAUGUAUAGAAGGAACACCCGACAUCCCCGUGAAAAGCGAAGACGUCAGGCAUUGCUUCAUUUUUGGCCAUUCGCCGCCUACAACGGCUUACGCAGUAGACUUCUAUAUCGAGUAUGUCAAGCUUGAUUAAGUUUUGAAAAAAAUCUCGGGGUAUUACAGAACGCGAGGGAGCCGCGGCAGAAGGACAUUACCAUGAGCGACGAGGCACUGGCGAAGCGUGAAGAACGCAUCAAGAAGAUGAGGUCCGCGUCCGCAGACGACGCAGAAGACGGGGAAGCCUGGCUUCGGGCCAAUGUUCUUGGCGUCGACUUGUUCGGUGAAGGCCCGGUACCACUAUCAGCUAUGUUGUUGUACAGGCUUUUCUCAUAUCCUCCUGUGAAGCUUUUAUACAUCGAUCUGGCGAAAAAUCGGCGCAGUUUAGGGCAAGAAAUAAUUGGAAAAACGCUGUAGCGUGGUAGAAAUUGGGCGUGGAAAAGGAUACAUGCAGUUGAGGCCUGUCCUAAUUCUCCACUUCUCUACAACCUGAGACAGAAGCAGAGCUUGAGCUGUGCAACGCGAUUAUUGUCAAAGCACGUUCUCGUUGUGCAUUUGAAGGACAGUGUAAAUGAGUGCUAGUUCGCGAGCCUCAAGAAGCUUCGGGUUGUAUUGGCGACGUGUAUUUGUUUGCCGAAUUGAAAUGACUCGAGGCUGCGCGUUUAGGGGUCGCACGAUGAAGCCGAGUUUUGAUAUGUGAAAGUACUUCCGUCUUCUUUGUAUGUGUUCGCACGGACUGCCAUGGCAGCGCGACUACCAUACGACAGUGCGAAAAUUGUCUUUGGCAUGGUGUUGUGCAGUGCAAAGAGGUCUGCAGCAGUCUGUCACGGGAGAUUCAGAAUCUUUGACUUUCUAACAGGAAGCAGAAGAGGCCGAGAGGAAGACUUUCGGAGACCCUCCGCCGCCAAAAACUGGACAGCAGGUACAACGAAGUUUCAUUUAAAACUGUGCAUUCCUUCGCAAUAUUUUGCUUUCGUGAUGGAACACUUAAACAAAACUGCGCACGGCCCGUUGUUAUCUGUGUCUCUUCGAAUGCUCCUUCAUUGGCUGGGACCUGGCGAAUCCGCCAGAUGGCUGGCUUUGCUCAAUUCCCGUAAUUGUCCCUUAUUUUCUUUCGAAAUCAACUGUGGGCAGCCAGAGCACCAUUCGUUCCGGGCCCACAACUUGUGCGGACUCAACUUUAAUAUUCAUGUACUUUGCUGGUUGCAAUAAUUCUGCAGGUCGUCCCUGACGGCGAGCAGGUUGAAAUCGGGGCUGACUUAGAGAUGUUCCUGGAAGCUUGGGAGCUUACUCAAGAUCGUGCAGUUUUUCGUUUGAAAUUCCAAGCCGACGACACCCAACCGGACGAGACGGGCAACGCCCGGUUCGUUGUGCGACUAAAUGAGGCCAGCGAAAACUUAUCCCUCGAGAGCCAGAAGAUCAGCGUUUUGGCCAAGACGGAACAGGAGAUUGGGGAUAAACAAAGUGAACUUGAUUACGAAUGGCUUUGGUGGUUUUAUUUUACUCCCCAACUGACCCCACACUCGUGCGUGCAGAUCGCAACCAGUCCUGCCAUCACGCAAAACGCGAAAGAGGUCAUGAGUUGUCUACAGUGGCCGCCCGAGACAGGAGCAGAGGCCUUCACGGUGGUGGACUGCGUAUCGGGAAAAUCAUUGCAAGCGUUCUGUGUGGAAAAGCCAAGGUGGGACAAGGACGCGUUUUAUUUUUUUCGCAAAAUAACCGAGGAGGAGGACCUCGAAAAGGAUUCUAGCCUCCUUUCCGUGAAUGCCGACAACGGGCAGCUCUUGUCAGAGAUCCCGGCACACGGGGCUGAUGGUAUACUGCGGAUGUACAUCGACAAGCAAAAGCAACACAAUCCGCCCAAACCGCAGCAAGCUGUUCGAAAAGCAAAGGAGAGCGAGAUCCAAAAAGAAGCGUGGGGCGCCCUGCUCAGCGGAAACGAUGGCGACGAAGAAUCUCCAGAGUCCGUGGGGGGCGAGUCCAGUUUUGAUGAUUCCAAGGUCAAGGGAAUGCUGCAGCUGUAUUCGGUGCGGAAAAAGGAUGAAGAGGAAGACGAGGACGGCACCACGCAAGCUUCGCAGUCACCUGUACUUGCAGUGACUGUCGACAAUGGAGGCGGUCCUGAAGCCAAUCUCCGGGUCCUCCCGGUCAUACCAGCCACUGGAAGCUACUACGAGUGGCAGUUCAAAACACUGAUCAAAUUCAAUGAAAAGUUCAGGGGCCACGAGAUUCCGUGUGGAACAAUGCAGCUGUCACAGCAUUCUCUGACAGCAGGACAACAGCUGUGCCUGCAGCAGGACACGGGCUCGGGUGGGAACCUAGUUCUCAAGCAGUGUAACACUGUGGGGAGGUUGGUGUGUUUGAAUGUGGUGAGUCCGGGCGAAGCUGAAUCAACUCGCAAGCCCGGGCGAAUGCGAGUCGAGCUUUUUUUCGGGGACACGGUGACGCUCAUGGAGCUGCACAAUCAGAAAGCGCAGAUGUCUAGUCCUGUUCUUGUUAAAAUGGACGAUCUUCUGCGGCAAGAGGAUUCGACGCCAACCAGGUAUGACGUGGAAGUGGUCGGCGAGGAAGGAAUCGAGAGAAGAAAAAUGGUGGAGACACUGGAUGCCAUUGUCGCUGACCCGGACCACAAGGCCAAACUCAACCGUUGUCUGGGAAUGGAUGCGCCUGAGCCUUCGACAGACGGCGGCAGUUUUUUGGAGGCCAAUUAUCGUUUGCGCGACCCCCACGCGCAACCGCAAUCACCCGAACGACGCACGGGAGAUGUCGAGGACUGCAUUUCUGACAUCGAGUCGGCCGGAGAUCAAGGUGGCUCUCUGAUGUAUCAGUAUGCAAAGCGGAUGGCCAGGGAUUCACUUGGACAAAGUCUUGACACCGAAAUCAGGAACAUGCUUGACAGUGCGAGGUCACCGGCUUCGAAGUUGGCGAUCUGUUCGAUGGCCUUUGAGAAGAGUGCCACUCAGUCUGACCUUCAGCUGCGCGACCGCUGUCUAGCGUCCGCUCAAGGAUUUGAGGAGAUUGCUGCGAACGUGGCCUCUGGUGAGGCUCCCCCUGCGGAAAUGAUGCGAACAAAGGGUUUCCGACAGCUCUUUCAAAACGCGAAGACGCUUUCGCGAAUCACGCAGCGGAAGAACACGAGAGGGAAGCCUGAUGAAAAAGCAUUUCGUAUGCGCUUCGUUUACAAGGAGAGCGACGAGCUGCGCGUUGUUAGCGCGGUUUUGGUCCACCGGGAGGGCGGAGGCGCAGAAAGCGUGAUCCUACGGAGGGUCGAUGGGACCCCGGAGGAUAUCCAGACCUGGUUUCUUAUUGCGGACGAUGCGCUCAGUGCAGGCGGGGACGAUGGGACUGAAAAUAAGAUUCGCGCAAGUGAGUGUGGGAAGAUUCUUCCGAGCUUUCGCAGGGAAGGCGAGGCCUGGAAGUGCCUGGCGGCAGCUGGCAGCGACCGUUUGCAAAUGAUCGACACUGGGGACGGCACUGUGAUCGGCUAUGGCGUGAAAGAGAAAUGUCCAGAGUGGUGUUUUGAGGCGACGCCCUCCGGGAUUGCGGUUUACCUGCAGUCGCCGCAAGAGCAUUCGAAAAAGUUUCUCACGUGCCGGGUGUCGGACCCAAAUGCUAUACGUGCCAAACUGGGGCCCCCAGCACUAGUCCCCAAUGUAGAGGAACAGGGCCGCCACGCGGUGCUUCAGAUAGAAGGCUUCACUGAUUUGGCGGAGCUUAACCCGGACCUGGCAGAGGAGUACUCGAAGAAGUGGAAAAAGGUCAAAAAUUCGCGGCAAGAAGACAACGCGGUGUUUGCGUUGCAAUACGGGAAUGCCAGGUUCGGGGCCGUCGCAAACGAAGGAGCGCGGGCGAAAUCGGAGUGGAUGGGUGCUGAGCAGGAUGCCGCGGAGCAUUACUGGAUCUUUAUUGUCGCUAAUCCUGACCUUUCUGUGAACGCCGACACGGCGUGUGGAUAUUUGAUGAGUGAGCACUUAGUAAAUGCCGACACCGGUAGGCAGGACAUAUGUCUCGCCCAAAAUUUUCAGGAGCUCACCGUCUGUUCGCCCGAGGGGAAUACCAUCUGCCUGAAGCGCAUGACACGGAAAUUGGGGGGCGAGGCCCAUGUCCUGGAGUUGAAGCUUUUUGUCUCGGAAGGGCAGGACGAUGAAGAUGCGGGGGAGAGUACACCCGAAUGGUUGCGGAUCCCGUACGGGGAGGAGGACAACGCCGACAGGGACGCGGGCCUUCUGGUAGAAAGCCCGACGACGACCUUGUUAGAGUACGAAGCCGCCCAGGUGAAGGUACUUGACCCCGGUCAAGAUGAGAACCGGGAGGCCAAGGUGACGCGGUUGCUGAAUCUGGCUGAGCACCGACAGCAACAGCAACAAGGCGAAGAAGGGGCCGCGCGCAAUCGCUAUCAGACGCCCCACGCCGCGGACACAGCUCUCAGAUUUGGGUCGGCGUUUGGCACAAAUGCCGACCUGUCUCCUCAGCGACGGCGCCCGGAUGUUGAUCCGGAGCCCGACUGGCCUGAGCCAGAAGAUGUGGACGCGGACGAGGAAACUAUCCGCGAGUGCAUCUUCGAUCCGGUAGGCUAUUUUUUUGAGAAUCGCCACUACUACCCUUAUUCCGAUCAUGGGGUCACGAGAUGGCGAGAAACGCUCUCGCAGCAGGACGCCCGCGAUGUUACCGGUCGGCGCGAAGUUACCUUGCGCCAGCAGUGUGGCGGGUGUAAGAUCGUGGAGGGGCCGACGCAGUAUGCAGGAGUGACGACUGUUUGGGUUCACCGCCUUGGUAGGCUCUACCGCGCAGAUUGGAAUGAUUAUCCCACAGAAAAGAGCUAACAUGUCGAAUUCGAUUCGGAGAGCAAUUUUUUGUCAGCGGCAGAAAAUUUCUCGCCAAAAAGUGCUAUGCCCGGCGCCAUAGGGUCGAACUUGAGGGAAUUUUUUGCAAAAGUGAGCACACUUCUUGCGUGACUCAAGCAGCAUGCUAUGAGCUUCCCAUGACAGGAGAGUUUCCGCUUGAUUUAUUUUUGCAUUAUAUGGAAACAAGUUGAUCUGGAUAUGCAUAUGCUAGCUUGUGUCUGUACGAUAAUCGCGAAGAGCAGUUUGAAGUUACUGAAAAACUGCCUGACGUCGACGGCGGGGGGAUGGCGACCCUAGUGCUGGACCCUACGGAAGACCAGCAGCUGGCCACGAUUUUCGAGUCGGGACGCAGCAUCACAACUCAUUGCAGCACUGACUCUUACGCAGAACACCGUGCCCGCGAAGUGUAG